This is a messenger RNA of Dermacentor andersoni, 3881 nucleotides long. RefSeq lists its product as uncharacterized. The record is from RefSeq and is a predicted model, not a curated record. NCBI's taxonomy places the organism in Eukaryota, Metazoa, Arthropoda, Arachnida, Ixodida, Ixodidae. Gene Ontology annotation, biological process: regulation of apoptotic process.
GAACCGAGCAAGAUGGCGGCGCGCAUGGGAGGACGCGUCUGACUUCGGCGUACGCGGACCCCGGAGCGAAGGUUCCAAGCGCUCUGAAAUUGACGCCAAGGUUCCCCUCCCCGCCUUGAGUGGUUGACGGGUAUUCACGGCAAGGCUCACAGCUUUGCAAAAGCAACCUCGUUUUCACCAGGGUGUCGCACAGAAGACAGCAAAGAUACGGGGCCGUGGAUGCGCUUCCUUCUCGUGCCAGUGGCAAGGAGGGACGAGUGAGUGACGUAGACUCGCGAUGACGUGGUACGACCUCUCCUCCUUCGUCGACCACCGGGAGCAUCUCCUGGAGGAAGCCUUUGGUGCGCUCGCUCCCGACGAGCUGAAUAUUCUUACUCCGGUGGAAUUGCAGCACAUACCGCUGGAAGAGCUCAAGCAACUUUGCAUGGUGCAACUACAACGAAUGUCCCGCGCUCGACUCCUGGCGGUUCUCCAAGAUCCGCUCGUGAAGUUGUGGACAUCGAACUCAAAGGACGGCGCCGGCCUGCAGCCGUCGAGCGAUCGCAGUCUUCAAGGCAUCCUGUCUCAGAGAGCGCAGAAAAACAGCAGCAUCGAACAGGAGUACCGCGACAUCUCGAGCAUGUGCACUGCGGCCCAGAUGGAGAUCCUUGAGCUGGAGCUCAGAGCACGCGCCAUCCGCUCACUCAUGUCGGCCAAGGCACGGGACACGGCCGCCAAGUCCACAGCGGCGCCCCCUUCCGACUGCGGCAGCGGCUACGGACCACAGUGACUGCGAAUAUGGGGGCCAGGGCCACGAAGCUCUUCAUCUGGGAAAUCUUGUCUAUCAUUGACCAGCGAUUCAACAACUUGGGGUUCUUUAACGUGCACCUAAAUCUAAGUUUACAAGCUCUGGUUCUUUUAGCACAAUGUAUGCUUAGCUGACUUACGCGGGUUUAGAUAUCCGGGAUCUGGGUAUCUUGCAAUAAAUUCCAGAACAAAAACCGCAAUUGCGCUUCUAGAGCACAGUAGAAAGUCUUAAGCGGUACGGAAAAUCUCGGAGUCAACGAUAUAAGAAGCGAGAAUCAGUUUCAGACUGAGUAAAAUUAACUCCGUGGGCGUAAUUAGAGCCAAUGAGUAAAAGAUUACCCGGGAAGUAGUAUACCCCUGUAAAGGGUGCACCGCCGUAGUUACAGACAUGCUGAGGCAAAGCCGCCGUACGGCAUACCUUGGGGAAAUGGAGCGCGGCUGCUUGGACUAAGCAGGCCGCGUGCUGUGCAAUGGUGGCUGGAAGGCGCCUUGGCGGUGCCCGCAGGAAACGAUAAUGAGCCACUGAGUAGUUAAUGUUUACAAUACAAGCGUAAUACCCGCUGAUAUACUAAAACAAUUCACGCCGAAGCUUCCCUGGGAGUUGUCUAGGUGUGCAUAAGCGUUGUGCCACUUGCACAUCUCCGCGCAGCCCGGUGUCGUCAUCAAUAAUAUGAAACUUGAUCCGACCAGCAUAAACGACAGCGCUGCUGCGACACGUACUGCUGCGGACGGCGGUGCAAGAUGACUUGAGUACGCAAGCAAACUAUUGCAGGUGGCUGCGCGAGGAGUGCUUAUGACGUUACGACCUUUAUAAGCCGUUAUCGCUCUUUAGCGCCUUAUCCAUCCGCGUGGAACCAUCAUGAACCGUAAUCAACUGUACUCCGGCGUCGGCAGCGUAUGGCGCGGCCGCGCGGGCCAUAUCUUGAAAGCGAUUUGCGAUGGGGACAGACAGCGCUGACUGCUGAUAGCUUCGUGUGCGUUGUGUACUCGCCGUUUAGUUCGCGUUGAGGCGAUACGCGCAGGCCCUUAUCUUGAAGGCGACCUGCGAAUAGGGCAGAGUGCGGCGUGCUGAGAGCUUCGUGAGCGCUGGGUUCUCGCCGCUCCGUUUGUGUGGAAGCGAGCGUCACCGCGAAGGUGAAUACUGUCGUUGCUACGGGCUCUAGCUUGAAAAGCGAUCGUGUUACGUGACGGACGGACGGUUUUUCUCGUUGAGUAAGUUGUGGAAAUGCUUCCGCAUUGAAUUACCACAUUGCGCUUUAUCCCUGUAAAGGGUGCACCGCCGUAAAUAUAGUUGUAUUGAGGCGAAGCCGCUUACGGCGUGCUCUUGUCAAAUGCAGUGAAUCCGCUUGGACUAGGCAAAGCUAUUACGAGACGGUGGUGCCUCAAAGGAGGCUUCGGAAGUGUCCACAAGAAGGAAGAAUUAGUCGUUGCGUGGGUUAAAUUACUGGUAUACGCGUACUCAACGCUAAUAUACUCGUAAAUUAACCAGAUGGCCCUCUGGGCUGCGCUAUUUCUGGGAUCGGCCAAACUGACCUCCUUAAAAAAAAAAGGGGGGGGGGGGGGAGGCUCAGUUGAGCGUCGACGCUAAAGAAGACGAGUUCGAAGUAAUUGCGAAUCAAGUACGACAGGAAUAAAAUAUGAAAUGAGUAAAUACCGACCAUGCUAAAGAGACCGAAGAGAUAGACUAGAGAUAUAAUCAACAUUUAAUGAUGCAAUCAUUUCAACCACCAUAUACGUCGACCUUCUCUUUUUUACCGUCAACACAUUGUUGAACCUUUAUUUGUUAUAAUUAUCAUAUAUAUUAUUCCGCUCCAUCCCAAUGGUGCCGCCGCAGCAGCCGGGAUUGAACCCGCGACCUAGUGAACCACUUUAUUUGUAGACCUAUAGGCGGAUAAGCUCACGGUACCGUUAUCAAAAUUUUAGGAAUUAAUGCAAGAACUAUGGCUUCUGUAAGAAUGUUUACGGCAAACGUAUGGAAGGCGGUUCGAUUAUUAGGUAGCACAAACUAUUGAGAAGAGACUAAGGAAGGCUUGACCGAACGUAUUAGUUCGUAUAUCUUACAGUUGUGACUGGGGAAUUCGAAGGCUUAGAAACUUGACAUCAAUGUACAAAUCGGUUCUUGAAUCAUGCGACGUUCGGCCACUUUUGUUAGUGUCACAACUAAAGGACCUGCGAAACGACAAGUUGUCUGUGUAGCUUCCUAGGGCAUUGUACGGAAAGUCUUGUGCACGCGUGAUCAAGUUCUUUUGAGCGGCCGCGUGCAGACGACAGACAAAAAAAAAGUAAGCGAUAUUGUCAGACGCGCCACGUAAUUCAUACCGUAAGAUUUGUAGUAACCGUUGCUCACACCUCUCAAUGCAGCUGUCGCAGCAAUGCUCACGCAUCUCGGGACCUCAGUACGCUGUGACUCAGUUUGCUAUGACGUUCUGCUGCUUUCCACGACGUCGAUGGUUGGAUUCGUGUUGCGUUUAGAGUAGACUCUUGCUGUACGUAGAACAGCUGUAGCUUGAUAUUAGCGAACGUCAAAGCCUUUCCCUUAUUCCAUAAGUGCGCGUUUGCGUCGCGAGCUCCAUCGAUAUGAAUCGGCACCAACUCGUCCAAACUUUAACGCUCGACUGCCAAGCAGUCAAAGUUCCUGCGAAGCUGCCCACUGCAGCGUCAAUCAUAAACCACUGUCUUCUGGGACGUAACACUGGGUUAGAUUUACAACCAAUGAAUCCUCAAACAUCGCUAAUGCGUUUACCUGCUAUGAGCGUGGUUAGAUACGCCCAGCGCGAUCAGCGCAGCGGCCUAUCUUCGCUACCCGGAUGACUCGCUCGCCAGCCGCGGUGGACCGACGGCUUUGGCGUUCCGCUGCUGAGGAAGAAGUCGAGGGCUAGAUUAAUAAAUUUGGUGGCCGAAUUUUCUUCAAUUUCGCCCCGUGACUCCUGGGCGAAACACAAAAAGAACCUUCGUGUACUUUGACUUAGGUGCACGCUAAAUAACCGCAGGUGGUCAAAAUUAGCCCCGAACCCGACAAUGCAGCGUCCUUCGUAGCUCUAGUGCUUCUUUCUGUCACGUGAACCUCCUUGCAUCAAUAAAUCGUGAGUGGCUCA